AUGAUUUUCCUUUUCAAUCACACUUUCAAACAGGCAAAGCUUAUCGACGCGAACGAGCACAUCAAGGAACAAGACGCGUACAGCAAUCGAUUGCAGAAAGAUUUAGUGGAAGCGCAGAAAGUGUAUAAACAGCUGAGAGUUAUCGAGCGAGAGCGAAGGUUGGCGGACGAGGAGGUUGCGAAUUUGGAUGAAAAAUUGGCGUCGAUACGGAACGAAACAAAAGAGGAUAUUCAACGUUUGACGAUUGAGAACGACCGGUUGAGGAAUAAAGAAACGCGAGAACUCGAGGAUUUAGAGGAAGAGGUGAAGAAUAAAACGUUACACGUGGAAGAUUUGGAGCAGUCGCUGUCUAGGAGUCAAGGCCGAGAAAUGUUGAUGUCGCGCGAGAGAGACGUGGCGUUGAUUGAAGCGGAAAGAGGGGCAAAGGAGUUGGCAGCGACGCAGGCGAGGUGCGUGGCGUUGUCGAAAGCGCACGAGGAAGCUGUCGUGAGUUGUUCGAAACUGAAAGUGGAAAAUGAACGGACAAAGGAGGAAAACGUAAAGUUAUCGAGCGAAGUGGAAGAUUUAACCGAACAAAUAGAAAACAAGAGGAAGGAGAACGAUUUGUUGUACAGCGCUUUAGAGGACAAGAAGCUGGUCGUUUUAGACGAGGCACGAUCGAUCGCGUCGAAUUCAUCGAUGAAACAAAGAGUUGAUUUCAAAGAAGCGUUGGCAAAGGCGACGCACGAAGCCGAACGAAAAGCGGACGAGGCGGAGAGAAAGCUGGAAGCCGAACGAAAAGACGUGACGGAGUUGAUUUGUUCGUUCGAGGAUGAGUUGAAGAGUAAGACGGAAAAGAUUGCGAGUUUGCGAUUGGAGUUGGCCAAUGCGAGAUCGAAGAAUGCUUCUACUUCUUCCUCCCCUUCGUCUAUGAACGUCGCUGCGAAGAAGCAACAACAGCGAAAACAACAAUCGGUUUUAUUGAACGACCCGCUGGACGAGGAAGACGAAGAAGACGAUGGAUGCUACAACCAUGACGAAGAGAACACACAUCACCAUCAAGGUGGCGUGAAGACAGAAAUGCAAACACGGUACGAACAAGCCGAGCGGAAACAAGAAGAGUACGAGCGUUCGGAGGAAUUGAAACGAUUAGACGCUACUCGAUGGACCCUCCAAAAAGAACUCGAAAAGGAGAUUCGAGACGCCAACGCGCUUCGCGAUGAGAACAAAAACAUAUCUUAUGCGUUCGAUAAACUCAAAAGAGAGCACGAAUUCACGGAAGAAAAGUUACAAGCGGCAGAUUUACACUUGGAAAUGUUGGAAAAAACGCACAGAGCGGCGAGAGAGGCGUUGAAAUCAGCCGAAGAGGAGAAAUUUCAAGCCGAGAGAGCCGUUCGCAACGCGAAAACAGACGCGGAGAUGGCGUUGAAGCGGAAAGAGUCGGCGGCAAUCUCAGAAAACCGAGCGAUGAAAAUGCAAGUGCAAAGUUUAGAGAGACAGUUGGAGCGGUGCGAAGACCGCGUGAAAGCGGCUGAGUUGGAUGCUGCCAACGCGUUAGUCAAAGUCAACGAAGAAGUCGAAACGAGAGCUCGCCUCGAAGUGGACGUGCAAGCGAAAGAGAACAAGAUGAAAAUCAAAGAGCGCGACUUGAGAAAUAAACUAGAGCACUCGAGACAGGCGUUACACUUUGUCGUCUUAGCCGAGACAAAAACGUUGAUGAAGUUAUACAACGCGGCGGAAGUUACCCGAGAAACUGGCGUCAUCGACACGAGCUCGAGACCUCGAGACACGCCUUAG
This is a messenger RNA of Bathycoccus prasinos, 1776 nucleotides long. RefSeq lists its product as hypothetical. The transcript is spliced from 2 exons. Bases 1 to 1776 code for a protein of 591 amino acids. NCBI's taxonomy places the organism in Eukaryota, Viridiplantae, Chlorophyta, Mamiellophyceae, Mamiellales, Bathycoccaceae. The record is from RefSeq and is a predicted model, not a curated record.